Messenger RNA from Helianthus annuus (common sunflower), 825 nucleotides. The record is from the annotation of a RefSeq genome assembly. NCBI's taxonomy places the organism in Eukaryota, Viridiplantae, Streptophyta, Magnoliopsida, Asterales, Asteraceae.
AUGGCGAUAAAUUUAUACAAAACUUCUACCCCGAGCACACGCAAUGGAACCGUAGACAGUCAAGUGAAAUCCAAUCCACGAAAUAAUUUGAUCUAUGGACAGCAUCAUUGUGGUAAAGGUCGUAAUGCCAGAGGAAUCAUUACCGCAGGGCAUAGAGGGGGAGGUCAUAAGCGUCUAUACCGUAAAAUAGAUUUUCGACGGAAUGAAAAAGACAUAUAUGGUAGAAUCGUAACCAUAGAAUACGACCCGAAUCGAAAUGCAUACAUUUGUCUCAUACACUAUAGGGAUGGUGAGAAGAGAUAUAUUUUACAUCCCAGGGGGGCUAUAAUUGGAGAUACCAUUGUUUCUGGUACAGAAGUUCCUAUAAAAAUGGGAAAUGCCCUACCUUUGACCGAUAUGCCCUUAGGCACGGCCAUACAUAACAUAGAAAUCACACUUGGAAAGGGUGGACAAUUAGCUAGAGCAGCGGGUGCUGUAGCGAAACUGAUUGCAAAAGAAGGGAAAUCGGCCACAUUAAAAUUACCUUCUGGGGAGGUCCGUUUGAUAUCCAAAAACUGCUCAGCAACAGUCGGACAAGUGGGGAAUGUUGGGGUGAACCAGAAAAAUUUGGGUAGGGCCGGAUCUAAGCGUUGGCUAGGUAAGCGCCCUGUAGUAAGGGGAGUAGUUAUGAACCCUGUAGACCAUCCACAUGGGGGUGGUGAAGGGAGGGCCCCAAUUGGUAGAAAAAAACCCACAACCCCUUGGGGUUAUCCUGCACUUGGAAAAAGAAGUAGAAAAAGGAAUAAAUAUAGUGAUAAUUUGAUUCUUCGUCGCCGUAGUAAAUAG